This is a messenger RNA of Penicillium samsonianum, 744 nucleotides long. RefSeq lists its product as uncharacterized. The transcript is spliced from 3 exons. Bases 1 to 744 code for a protein of 247 amino acids. The record is from RefSeq and is a predicted model, not a curated record. NCBI's taxonomy places the organism in Eukaryota, Fungi, Ascomycota, Eurotiomycetes, Eurotiales, Aspergillaceae.
AUGCCAAGUCUACCUUUGCUAAGAGGAAACAGUAUAUCCCUCGAAGACGCCCUAACUGACGACGACAACAUCCUGCACCGCUUGGACUACCCGCAGAAACAGGAGGAGUUCUGGUCGUACCUACUCGCCCAUAGAAACGAAAUUGAAAGAGUGGUUUCAUUUCAUCUCCGUGCAAAGCAUUCUCAUUGGUUAUGUGGGAGCUACAAUGUCUGCAUUCCAGUCUAUACCAACCUGCCAUCAGAGGAGUGUGUCCUUAUUCGAAUUCCGCUGCCUUACAAAGUUGGAGAAGAGAAGAUUCCAGGAAAUGUCGAUGAGAAAUUGCGCUGCGAAGUCGCCACAUACAUUUGGAUACAUGAAAAUUGUCCCGCCGUUCCAAUUCCCACCCUCCAGGGGUUUGCAUUUCCAAAUGGGCAGACGAGCUGCAUGAACUUUUCGUCUCGGUGGCGUUGGCGCAUCAUGCAAACCAUGCGACCAUGGGUUGGGUUUCCCAAAACCUGCCCAUAUGUGGGUUUCAAACCCAAAAAUGUGUUGAAAACUGGAUACAUAAUCACCAGUUUCGUGAAAAACGGUCAAAUGCUCUCCAAUACCUGGGCAGAUCACCUUCUGAGCGACAAGGAGCGAAGGCAGACCCUUUUCGGUGAUAUUGCGAAGAUCAUUCUUUCACUCAAUCGCAUCAAAUUACCACGAAUUAGAUCCUUAACUUUGGAUGACGAUGGCCUGAUCGAGUUAAAAAUCGACCCCUGA